UGGAGUUGAAAAGGCAGUUUCUUUCAAGGAUGAUGAUAAGGACGAUUUUGGCAUUGAAGUUGAUGGGUCGGAAAUUGAAGGAGAAGACGGUGAAAUUCAGCCGGGAAUUACCAAAUUCAGCGAAGGUUGUAGAGCAUGUAGGAUUGCCUUUAUGAGUAUUAUGAAGAAGACUAUAUCUGAUGAUUCAAUGGUGGAAGAGAAGGGGGCAUGUCAAGCCUGCUUAUUAUUUAGAUGCACAUGAAAGUUUCUUAUGGGGGUUGCUACAAAAGGAGGUUAACAAGGCACAAAAUGCACAGAAAGGAUUAGAUCCUUCAAGAACAAAAGAUGCAAAAGUGAUAAAGAGGCGGAGAAAAGAAGCCUUCUUUUCUAAGUUAGGCAAGACACCAGUUUCUGUUUCUGACCCUAAUGCUAAGGUUCAUAAAUCUUCAGGCGCAGUGGAUAGUGAAGGGCCCUCUUGGGCUCCAUUACGUGAUAACUUCAUGCUAACAAAUUCCAAGUUGAAAGACUGGGAUAGGAUGCCAGAUAAAGACGCAGCAGAUGAUAUUGGGAAGAUGUCUGAAGAUAGUGGUUCUGAUGAUGAUUGAUAUUGUUGACAUAGUAUUUUUGCUGGAAAAACUCCACGUCAACUUGGGGAAAUUCAUAUAAUGAUAUAAUUAUUGCACAGGAAAACAUCACUUUGAUUUCUUUUUGUAAUGCAUUAUUUGAAAGGUUGAAGCAGAAUGGUAUUUGAUUGUUUCCACUUGGAUUUUUUCUUACUUCUUUCAUGGAAUAGAGAUGGUACAUUUGAUCA
Messenger RNA from Hevea brasiliensis (rubber tree), 790 nucleotides. RefSeq lists its product as uncharacterized. Gene Ontology annotation, cellular component: preribosome, large subunit precursor. Gene Ontology annotation, biological process: maturation of LSU-rRNA; maturation of 5.8S rRNA. The transcript is spliced from 6 exons. Lineage: Eukaryota; Viridiplantae; Streptophyta; Magnoliopsida; Malpighiales; Euphorbiaceae. The record is from RefSeq and is a predicted model, not a curated record. The coding region runs from base 180 to 584 and encodes 134 amino acids.